AUGUUCUCCUCCAAAUUCCUAAGCGGGGCCAACCCGCUUAAUGCCAUGUCCUCUGCUGUGAAUAAGUUUGGUUUAUUCGGAGACGAUGGGGAGGGGGAUAAGAAUAAGAGCGCACCCUCCCAGCAGGGGGUGAAACCACCUGGAGAGCAGCAGCCAGGAGCAGGCCCUGGCAAAGGCCCUCAACAGCAGCAGGGACCGCAAAAAUCAGGCCAGGCACCCCCUAUGCAAAAGGGCCAGCCUCCCCCUAAACAAGGAUCACCACAGCUGCAUGGGAAUGGACAGGCUGGACCCCCAAAUAAGCCCGGGGGGCAGCAACCCACUCCAAAGGCAGGGACACAGCCUGAAGGCCAGCAGGCACAAAAAAAUCAGCCUAAGGGCCCACCACAGCAAGGUUCACCUAAGCCCGGAGCUCAACAACAGAUUGUGACGAAGAGCGGAGCUCAACCGGGAUCUCCAAAGGCAUCAUCACAACAGCAGGUGCCACCUAAGACUGGGAUACAACAACAAGCGCCUGCUAAGACUGGUGCACAGCAGCCACCACCUGCAAAGACUGGGGUGCAAGAGUCUCCAAAGGUUGGCUCACAGCAAGGGGCACCCAAAGUAGGACAGCAACAACAGGGGUCACCAAGAAUCGGACAACAACAGGGCUCACCUAAACUUUCACAGCAACAACAGGGUCCCCCUAAAGUUGCACAGCAACAACAGGGCUCAUCCAAGGUGGGGCAGCAACAGCAAGGCUUCAGGACUACAUCUCAGCAGCAGUCCUCUGAUAAGCCUGGGCCUCAGAAACAAGGGCCCAAAGGACCUGGUACACCUGACCUGUCCCGAGCUGGAUCUUCAUCACCUGGAACAACCAAAGCCGGAUCUCAGUCAAAAGCAGCAACCAAGUCUCUUUGCCCCGUGUGUAAAACAACAGAACUGAAUAUCCACACCAAGGAACCACCAAACCAUAAAACCUGCACACAGUGUAAAACUGAAGUGUGCAGCUUGUGUGGCUUCAGCCCACCAGAUUCUGAUGGGCGAGAAUGGCUUUGUCUUACCUGUCAGGUACAGAGAGCUCAAGGAGCCUCUGAACCACCGGGACCUUCCAUUAAAAAGCCCACGCCCAACAAAGUUCCUGCUGCUCAAAACCAGACACCGUCUCCUCCUGCACCUGUCAAAAAAGAGACGUCAGCGCCAGGUUCACCUCAGAAAAUGCAGUCAACAUCGGCAAAAGUGCCAGUCAAAGGCGAAGCUGCCAAAGGACCAGAAAGUAAAAAACAGGCCAGCCCAGCUUCUGUUCAGAAAAUGACACCUGAGACCCAGAGGACAUCAGGGCCUCAAAAACCAGACCAGACUAGUCAAACUGGACGCAAGCAAAGCAGUGCACACCAGGAGUCAGGAGGUUUGUUUGGCUUCGGUGGUGCUAAAACUGAAGCUGCAAAGCCCGAAGAGUCAGUGACUGGGAAGAUGUUUGGCUUUGGUUCCUCCAUUUUCAGUUCUGCAUCUACUUUGAUCGCCUCAGCUGUUCAGGAUGAGCCGAAAACAACACCACCACUUUCACCCAAAAUGCAGGCUACAAAGGAGACCAAACCAGCACCAGCUGUUCAAAAGCCUGUGCAAGACAAGAAACAAGAGCAGCCCCAGCUGGCAAAGACUAAUCUAGCAGGACAGGUCAAGGUGGACAAAGCUCCAUCGGAGUCUCCAAAGGCAGCAGCAGCUUCCCAUAAUGUUCCCAAAGGAGGUCAAUCCACAUGUCCACUGUGCAAGGUGGUGCUCAAUAUGGGCUCGAAGGAUCCUCCCAACUACAACACCUGCACUGACUGCAAAAGCAUUGUCUGCAACCAAUGUGGAUUUAACCCCAUGCCAAAUGUCAAUGAGGGAAAAGAGUGGCUCUGCCUGAACUGUCAGGUGAAACGAGCUGUCAGUGGAGUUGAACCUCAGAAAGACACAUCAGCCAAUGCACUACAAAAGACAUCUGCACCAGGCUCUCCUCAGAGGAAAGUAUCCACACCUAAAGGACCAGACAGUCAUAAACCGGCCAGCCCAGCUCCUGGUCAAAAAACUGGUCCACAAAAACAACCCGACCAGACAAGCCAAACUGCACAAAAGCAGGGAAAUGCCCCUGCAGCUCCAAAGCAGGAGUCAGGAGGGUUCUUUGGUUUUGGCGGUCCUAAAAGUCAGCCUGAUGAUGCAAAGCCUGCAGUGGCUGGGAAGAUGUUCGGUUUUGGUUCCUCCCUCUUAAGCUCUGCAUCUUCUUUGAUCACAUCAACUGCUCAGGAUGAGCCCAAGGCUACACCACCGCUUUCUCCCAAAAUGCCUGCUGCAAAGGACCCCAUAUCCCCCACUGCCAAGAAACCAGAACAGGAGAAGAAACCAGAGCAACCCCAGCAGGCCAAGGGUCCUCCAUCUGAGCCGCCAAAGAAAGCAUCAGCCCCUCCAGUUGUUUCCAAAGCAAGCCAGUCUAGUUGUCCUCUCUGUAAACUGGAGCUCAAUGUGGGCUCUAAAGAUCCUCCCAACUACAACACAUGUACUCAAUGCAAAAACACUGUCUGUAACCAAUGUGGAUUUAACCCCAUGCCAAAUGUUAAAGAGGUGAAGGAGUGGUUAUGUCUCAACUGCCAGAUGCAGAGAGCUCUGGGAGCAUCUGAACCUCCAGGAACUCCCAUGAUGAAGGCAUCACCGAAUAAAACCCCAGCACCUGCCAAUGCCAUAAAUAAGGAAACCCCCCCUCUAGAUAAAUCUCAAAAGAAAGACGUUCAAAAACCUGCCGAAUCUAAAAUUAAGGAGACCUCUGCACCAGGCUCCCCUCAGAGGAAACCAUUAACACCAGCAGGGCAGCCAGCAAAGGCUGAGGUCCCGAAAGGACCAGAAAGUCAGAAACAGGUCAGCCCAGCUCCUGGUCAGAAAACUCCACAGGAGAGCCGGAAGACAGGUCCUCAGAAACCACCAGACCAGACAAGCCAAACUGGACGUAAGCAGAGUAAUACUACCUCAACUACACAAGAGGAUUCUGGAGGGUUCUUUGGAUUUGGUGGUUCUAAACCUCAAUCAGAAGCCGCAAAGCCUGCUGAAUCCCUGGGUGGAAAAAUGUUUGGCUUUGGUUCCUCCAUCUUCAGUUCUGCAUCCACUUUGAUAAACACAGCUGUGCAAGAUGAUUCCAAAACGACACCCCCAGUUUCUCCCAAGAUGCCUGCCGCAAAGCCACCCAAAUCACCUCUUUCACAAAAACAAGAGCAAGAGAAGAAACUAGAGCCCAAGACCUCUCCAUCACAUCAAGCCAAAGCAGAAAAAGCUCCAUCAAAGCCUCCAGAGGAUGCAGCUGCAUCCCCAGCUGUUCGAAAAGCAGGCCAGUCCAACUGUCCGCUCUGCAAGGUGGAACUCAACUUUGGCUCCAAGGAACCUCCCAACUACAACACCUGCACACAGUGCAAGAACACUGUCUGUAACCAAUGUGGAUUCAAUCCAAUGCCAAACGAAUCAGAGGUAAAAGAAUGGCUAUGCCUGAACUGUCAGAUGCAGAGAGCUCUUAGUGCAUCUGAACUCACAGGACCUCCUAUGAAACCUCAAAAUGCAGCCAGCAAAAUGUCUCCUGUACAUCAGAAGAUAACAGGACCUAAUCAAGUGGAAACUCAAAAGAAGGAGUUAUCUAAAUCUGAUGCUCCUUCAAAGAUGGAGACUCCAGUGCCUAAUGCAGUUGAAAAGAAAGGGAGUCCCACACCUGGUUCUCCUCAGAAGACACAGGCUGCAGCAGCAACACAGGCAACUAAGGCUGCUAAAGGACCCGAGCAUGACCCCAAGGCUACCCCAUCUCCUGGUCAGAAAACUCCUCUGGAUGUCCAGCGGGCACCGGGUUCUCAGAAACCACCUGAUCAGGCAAGUCUGCUAAAACAGAGUAAGGUCACUCCAGACACAAAGCAGUCAGGAAACCUGUUUGGCUUGAGUGGUCCAAAAGCAGCGCCUGAUGCUUCAAAAACAACAGACUCCAUGACUGGAAAGAUGUUUGGCUUUGGCUCCUCCAUUUUCAGCUCAGCAUCCACUUUGAUAUCAUCCGCUGUGCAAGAAGAAUCACGCACUACACCACCAGGCUCUCGCAAGAUGUCUGCACCAGCACAAGUAUCUCCCAAGAUGUCUCCUGUUCUCAAGAUUUCUCCAAAAAGUACGCCUACUGUUUCUCCCAAAAUGUCACCAGCAAGAGAGCCCAAAACUCUUGCUCAGAAACCAGAGCCACAGAAGAAACCAGAAGAAUCCCACCAGAGUAAAGAGGACAAAGCUCCAUUACAGCCUGCUAAGGCAGCACCAGUGUCCCAAACAACUCCUAAUGCAAGCCAGGCCACCUGUCCUCUGUGUAAGGUAGAGCUUAACAUCGGCUCCAAGGACGUUCCAAACCAUAACACCUGCACGGAGUGCAAGACCGCUGUCUGUACCCAAUGUGGAUUUACCCCAAUGCCUGUGGGAGAGGUAAAGGAGUGGCUAUGUCUUAACUGCCAAAUGAAAAGAGCAGUUGGAGCAUCUGAGCCACCGGGGCCUCCCUCAUUGAAGUCCCAAACAUCACCGAGUAAAGUUCCUUCACCUGCUGCAGGCCAGUUGAAGGAUUCCUCCAAACAACCUACGCCUCAGAAGAAGGACAGUGCAGGCCCUGCUGUACAAAAGGAGACCCCUGAAGUAGCCUCACCACAGAGAAAACAGUCUACACCAUCAGUGCAAUCCGGCAAACCUGAAGCUGCUACUGUACCAUCGAAACAGGCCAGCCCAGGACCUGAUCAUAAAACACCACAGGAAAUACAGAAGACAGGCCCCAAGAAGCCACCAGAUCAGGCAAGCCAACCUGGAGAAAAGCAACCCAAUGCUGCAAAGCCUGCAGAGACCGUAACAAAUAAGCAAGGUGAACGUAAGCAGAGCAAUGCCGCAGCAGCAACACAGCAACAGUCAGGAGGCUUCUUUGGUUUUGGUGGUGGUAAAACUCAACCUGAUGCUGCUAAACCAGCAGAGUCUGCAGCUGGGAAAAUGUUUGGCUUUGGUUCUUCCAUCUUCAAUUCUGCUUCUACUUUGAUAACUUCAGCUGUUCAGGAUCAGCCCAAGACUCCACCUGUUUCCCCCAAGAUGUCUCCUGCAAAAAUGGUCAAGACCCCAAGUACCCAGAAGCUGGAGCAGCAGAAGAAAACUGACCCAUCCCAGCAGACCAAGACACCUCCACCAGGACAGGCCAAAGUCCCAUCAGAGCCUCCAAAGUCUGCAGCAGCUUCCCAAGCCACUGUCAAACCAGGCCAGUCUACCUGUCUGCUCUGUAAGGUCGAACUAAACGUUGGGUCCAAGGAUCCACCGAACUACAAUACCUGCACAGAAUGCAAGAACACUGUCUGUAACCAGUGUGGAUUCAACCCCAUGCCAAAUGAAACAGCGGUGAAGGAGUGGCUGUGUCUCACCUGCCAGAUGCAGAGAGCUCUAGGAGAAACACAGCCCCAAAGAGUCCCUUCUGUCAACUCUCAGUUACCUUCAAAGCCCCAAAAGAAGGACAUCAUCAGCCCUGCUGAACCUGAGAAGAAAGAUUCACCUCAGAGGAAACCAUCUGUUACACCUCAGCCAGCUACAGCUGAAGCUGCUAUUAAGCCAGAGGGUCAAAAACAACCCAGCCCAGUUCCUUCUCAGAGGAAGCCGCAGGAGCCCCAGAAAUCACCGACUCCAAUGAAAUCACCAGACCAGACAAGGCAAGGCGAACGUAAGCAGAGUAAUGCCGCAGCAGCGACACAGCAACAGUCAGGAGGCCUCUUUGGUUUUGGUGGUGGUAAAACUCAACCCGAUGUUGCUAAACCGGCAGAGACUGCAGCGGGGAAAAUGUUUGGCUUUGGUUCUUCCAUCUUCAGUUCUGCUUCUACUUUGAUAACCUCAGCUGUUCAGGACCAGCCCAAGACUACACCACCUCUUUCCCCCAAAAUGUCUCCUGCAAAAGAGAUUAAGUCCCCAAGUGCCCAGAAGAAAGAACUACAGACAAAGGAAGAACAACCUCAGCAAACCAAGGCACCUCCAGCAGUACAAACUAAAGUGGACAAAGCUCCAUCAGAGCCUCCAAAGGCUGCAGCAGCAUCCCAAGCCACUGUCAAACCAGGCCAGUCUACCUGUCCACUCUGUAAGGUGGAACUCAACAUGGGGUCCAAGGAUCCGCCGAACUUCAAUACCUGCACCGAAUGCAAGAAUACUGUCUGCAACCAGUGUGGAUUUAACCCCAUGCCAAAUGUGUCAGAAAUGAAGGAGUGGCUGUGUCUGACAUGUCAGAUGCAAAGAGCGCUCAAAGCAGCCGAAUCAGUGGAGCCUCCAAUGAUGAAACCCCAAGCAACACCCAACAAAGAGCCCACACCUGCUGCUGCCCAGAAAGACGCCACUGCCAAUCAAAAGAAAGACAUUGUUUCUACACAAAAAGCAGAAGUGCCAGAAAAAGAUCAAAGGGACAGGCCAACACCAGGUGCACCACCAAAGAAAGAGGAAACUAAACCCUCAUCUCAAACGGACAUAACCAAAACAUCAACCACUGCCUUACCACCUGCAAAAGAGAUCCCAGGUACUGUUCCAGCCCCAACAAAAGAGGAGAAAACUGUUUCAGCACCUACCAAGGAGGUUCCAAUCCCCACUGCACCUCCUGUUAAAGAGACCACAGCUGUAGUUUCGGACCUGAGUAAACCACUGCCUGCUCAAGCUCCUCCUGUCAACACUGACAUUAAAACUCCUCCCCAAAAGAAAAAGGAUAUCACUCCACCAGGUUCUCCUGCACCUAAAAUAGCAGAAAAGAAAGAAGAGAACGUAGAAAUAGUUAAGAAAUCAGAUGAUCAACCAGUCAAAUCCUCUGAUGGAGCACAGCCCCCUAAAUCUCCAAACAAAGAAUCAAACUCUGUCGAAGCAUCCCCUGCCAAAUCUGCUCCUCCAGCAGCAAAACAAACAAAUCAGGAAUCAGGAGGUUUCUUCAGCUUUGGUAGUCCUAAAACCCAGCGCGCCGCCUCAACGACUGAAGCUGUGACUGGAAAGAUGAUGGGAUUUGGUUCAUCCCUCUUCAGCUCAGCAUCCACCUUGAUUUCAUCUGCAGUCAAGGAAGAGUCCCGCACAACACCGCCGAGUUCUCGCAAAAUGUCUGCCCCAGCACAAGUCUCUGGCAAAAUGUCAGCAUCUCCAAAGUCCAGCCCCCCAGUUUCUCCAAGGAUGACUACAACAAAGGAGACCAAACCGCCUGUUGCCCAGAAACCGUCUGCAGAGGAGAUACCAGAACAACCUCAGCCGGCCAAGGCUCCUUCAUCGGAACAGGCCAAAGUGGACAAAGGUCCAUCAGAGCCUGCAAAACCAGAAGCUGCCCAAGCUGCUCCCAAAUUGGGCCAGUCUACCUGUCCACUUUGUAAGGCCAACCUCAACAUGGGCUCCAAAGAUCCUCCCAACUAUAACACCUGCACAGAGUGUAAAACAGCGGUGUGCAUCAAAUGUGGAUUUAGUCCUAUGCCAAGUUUAACAGAGGCAAAGGAAUGGCUGUGUCUCAGCUGCCAGAUGCAGAGAGCACUUGGAGCUUCUGAACCUCUUGGCCUUCCCAUGAUAAAACCCCAACCUGCCCCAAGCAAAGAGGUCCCUGCCACUACACAGAAGAAAGAGACCCCAAAACCAACUUCUCAGGAAGACGUCCCUAAACCAGCCCCACCCAAAAAUGAGGUUGUUGAUGUUGCCACAACCAAAGAAACUGAAUCCCAGGCCCUUGGUGCACCAACAAAGAAAGUUACCCCUGCAGCUGCUUCAUUGCCUGACAAAACGGUUCCAUCUGCGACCACAAGCACUGAUGUUUCACCAGCUUCACCCAAGCCUUCUGGAGAGACACCCAACGGUCAACCUAAUACAGCCCAGCAACAGCCUCCAAAAGCUGUGACUUCAACUGUUAAAUCUGCUCCUCCACCAGGUCCAGAGGUAGCGAAGCCAACCCCACAACAGCCUCCAAAAACUGAGACUCCGACUGCUAAGUCUGCUUCUCCACCAGGUCCAGAGGUAGCGAAGCCAACCCCACAACAGCCUCCAAAAACUGAAACUCCAACUGCAAAGUCUACUCCUCCGCCAGGUCCAGAGACAAGAAAGCCAACCCCACAGCAACCUCCAAAAGCUGGGACCUCUCCAGCCAAAUCUGUGCCACCACCAGCUCAGCCUGAAAAACAGGCAUCAGGGGGCUUAUUUGGCUUUGGUGGUCCUAAAACACAGCCAACGGCAACAAAGCCUGCUGAGUCAGUAACUGGGAAGAUGUUUGGCUUUGGUUCAUCUUUCUUAAGCUCUGCAUCCACUUUGAUAACCUCAGCUGUCCAGGACGAACCAAAAACUACACCUCCAACUCCCCGUAAGAUGUCCACAACAACCAGUGUCUCUCCUAGAACAACACCACCAGCCUCUCCUAAAACUGUACCUGCGAAGGACACCAAGCCACCUGCUGCACAGAAAACAGAGGAAAAGAAACCAGAUAAACCACAGCAGGAAAAGACUCCUCCAGCAGUACAAGCCAAAGUGGACAAAGCUCCUUCAGAGACCCCCAAGGCACCAACAGACACCCAAGGUGCUCCAAAAGCGGUUUCAUCCAUCUGUCCACUUUGUAAGGCCAACCUCAACAUGGGCUCCAAAGAUCCUCCCAACUACAACACUUGCACAGAGUGCAAGACUAUUGUGUGCAACCAAUGUGGAUUUAAUACAAUGCCAAUGGAGACAGAGGUAAAGGAAUGGCUCUGUCUGAACUGCCAGAUGCAGAGAGCCCUUGGAGCAUCUGAGCCCACUGGACGUCCUGUAGUGAAGCCACAGCCCUUACAGAGCAAGGCUGUUGUUCCUCCUGGCUCUGAACAGAAGGAUAUACCGACAUUAGUCCAGAAGGAGUCUGCAGAAUCUACAGCAGUCAAAAAAGAGGUCACUCAAGCACCUUCUCAGAAAAAGGAAACGCCUAAAGCUGAGGGUCCGGUGCCGACUGCAGUCCAAAGGACAGAGACACCACGACGAGGUUCUGCGCAAAAGACACCAGUCCCUCCGGGUGCUGAAAAAGGACGAGACCAGGAUGUGUCUGGCCAGCCACAGCCUGUUGGAAAACCCCCACAAGUGCAGCCUUCUCAAACUACAAAGCCGGAGGUCAAGGCAGAUCUUCCGAAGCAAGAAGCUGGGAAGCCACCACAGCAGCCCUCAAAAUCUGCAACCCCUCCUGCCAAAUCUGCACCACCACCAGCACAGCCUGCUAAACAAGAGUCAGGGGGCUUCUUUGGCUUUGGGGCUCCUAAAGUGCAGCCUGCUGCUGCAAAGCCUGCGGAGUCAGUGACUGGAAAGAUGUUUGGCUUUGGUUCCUCUAUCUUCAGCUCUGCAUCUACAUUGAUAACCUCAGCUGUCCAGGAUGAACCAAAAACACCACCUACCCAACGUAAGAUGUCAGCUACAGUCUCUCCCAAAGCUACACCUCCAGUUUCUCCUAAGAUGCCUCCUGCAAAGGAGACCAAACCACCUGCUGCACAGAAACCAGAGCCCCCUCAACAAGCCAAGCCCGCUCCAUCAGCACAGGCCGAAGUAGCCAAACCAGAGCCUUCAAAACCUACCGAAGUGACACAAGUUGCUCCUAAAGCAGAAGUGACAAAAGUUGCUCCUAAAACAGGCAUGUCCACCUGUCCACUCUGUAAGGUGGAACUCAACGUGGGCUCCAAGGAUCCUCCCAAUUACAACACCUGCACCGAAUGCAAGAACACCGUCUGCAACCUUUGUGGAUUUAACCCCAUGCCUCAUACAGGAGCGAAGGAAUGGCUGUGUCUCAACUGCCAGACUCAGAGGGCUUUGUCUGGACAGCUGGGAGACUCUGGAAAAGUUCCCCAGCCUUCACCUGUAUCUGCCAAACCAGAGAACCUGGCCACACCUGCAACCAAAAUGGCAGAGCCCAAAAUAUCCCCAACAAAGGCAGAGCCAUUACCUGCCAUCGCAAAAUCACAGCCCACACCUGCCCCUAUCAAGGCAGCACCAACCGAUCCAACUCAAAAGGCAAAGACGGAACCUACGUCUGUCAAAGUGGAAACCACUGCAACAGCAGUGUCUGCAAAAAUCGAGAUAGAGACUGCACGCGUACCUACAACAGCAAAGGUUUCACCGGUUACAGCAGAAAAACAGCCUAUAGUAGCAUCAACAGCAGAAGCCAUUAUGCCCGCUAUGGCCACUGUGCAACAGAGAGAAACACCACUAAAGACUGAAGUGUCAAGCACAGAUGUUUCAGAGACUACAACAGAGGAAAAUAAAGAAAAGGUAGUGAAAGUGGAGCCCAGUAAAACUGAAAUUCCCAAACCUGAGGAGUCUAAACCUGUCCUUCCAGAAGUCAAAGCUGAGGCAGGAGUAGCUGCAGCUUCUCCUUUGCCAGUGACUGAAGCCAAAGUUGUUCCCACCUCCCCUAUUGCUGCAGAGGUUGCUAAGGCUGGAACUGUUUCUGGGCCUGAAACGAGGCCAGAAUUGUCUGCUGCAGAGAAUAUUAUUAAGGAAGUGCAGCCUGAUGAUCAUAUCAAACUCACAGAGCCAACCAAACCUUUGCAGCAAGUUGAGGGGCAACCAAAGUCACAAGAACCACAGCUGGUAUCGGAAGUAGAACCAGUCCUGGCAGUUGACAGCGAGGAAGUGGCUGAUAAGUUGGUUGAAAAGAUUGAUGUUACUUCGACUCCAGAGAUAGAACCAGUAUCUACAAAGAACAUCACCAUAAAAGCGCAAGAUGAAAUCAAAGAAGAGCCAAUGAAAGAGAGGAGGAUCUCCCUAACUACUGGGCAGGCUAAACUGGACAACACAGUUAUCACUGUGACAGCCAAAAAUCUUGAAUCCAAAGCAGAAAAGCUUGAUGAAGAUCAACCCCAGAUUUUACCCAUAUCACAGGAAUUGAAGGAUGGGCAGGUGGUUAGUGAUACAUCCGUUCCAGUAACAGAGAAGGUUAAGGCUGAGAGAAGGCGCCUAAGUUUCCAGGUGAUGGAUGAGAGCAGUGAAAGUGAGCUCACACCCUCACCCAAAGUCCAGAGGAGACGACUGAAGGUCAGCAAUCUUUCAUCCAGCAGUGAGGACAUUAAAACUGAAAGUGCUGACUCUUCUUUGGAAGAUGAAGAAUUCAUCCGCAAGCAGAUAAUGGGAAUGGGUGAUGAAGAAGAAAUGUCUCUUUCAGAGGAUGAAAAAGAAAAUAAUUUGGCAGAUGAGGACGCUAACAAAGAGAUUGAGCUUGAUAAUGCUCCAGUGACAGCUGAAUCACUGUCUAGAAAAAGUAGCACAGAGAAUGAAGAGAGCCCAGCCAGGAAAAAAGCCCUUCCAAAAACUGAUACUACAACUACUCAAGAUGUUCCUGAAACAAUGCCCAGCAGUACUUUCAAGAAAGCUACUCCAGCUAUGAGACAGAGACAAAGCACUGAUGAAGAAGUAGAGAGUAUCACAGAAUCUUUAUCAAAGGGAUCGUCUAGUGUUCAGGUAUCUAGCUUUACCCCAGGAUCUUCCCCCACAUCAGCCUCAUCUCUGGAGGAGGACAGUGAUAGCAGCCCCAGUCACAGGAAACUCAGUGGUGAUAAACAGCAUCGUAAAGGUAGGCACAGGCAGCCAACCCAGCCUCUUCCCACUAUUGAGGACUCCUCUGAGGAAGAAAAGAUGAGGGCGGAAGAUAAGUCAUGGAAAGACAAAGAUGAACGCAGAGGCCAUGGCCAACCACUGUCUCCAAGUGAAGAUGUUUCUUCCACAGAGAAUUUGAGACAGGCGAUGACUGAAACCGAUAGAACAUCUGGCUCUGAGCACUCUGUCGCUAUAGAAUCAGAAUCAGAGGCUAGGCGAGCUCUACAGAGAGGACGCAAGCCUUCGGUAACAGUGAUACCUUACACUUAUUCUGAUCCAUUUAAAGAGAAGGAUGCUGUGACAAAAUCGUUGAAGAGUGCUGAAGAAGCAUAUGAGGAAAUUAUUCAGAAGACAAAAGCCAUUCCAGGGGAGAGUCCCCCUGAUAUUGAGCCUCUCUAUGGAGGAAUGCCAAUAGAGGACUAUCUUUAUGAAUCCUUGGUUGAGGAGCCUGAAAUCAUGAUAGGUGAACCUCAAGAGAAGGAACUCAAGCAGGACACUAGCUUGGAGAGUCUCAAAAAACUCAGGUCUCCUGAGGAGGUUUAUGAAGAGAUGAUGCAGAAAAAGAGAGAGCUGAUGAUGAUAGAGCAAGAGUUUCAACAGGCCCAGACUGCUAUGGAAUCUUCUUUAUCAGGAGCUCCAGUCACUGAGCCUCCCACAGUUGCUGAAACCUGUGUGGUGACCAUACCCACGGAGGAGAGACCCCUUACUGAGCAAACUGACAUGUCUCUUACAGGCACUGAAACUCUUAGUGAGGUGCCAGUGAAGAAAAAGAAAAGGCCAGCUCCACCACGCCCCUCUGAACCCCCUAAGCGCUCAGAGGGGACUGUUGUUCCUAGCAGUACUACUGGAUCUAUAGGAUUUGUUAGGCCUAUGGUUCCUCAAGAUCCUGCACUCAGAAAGGCAUUGUUUCCCAUACCAGACCUGAAGAUUACCCAGUGUUCAUCUGGAGAGGAAGAGGAUGACAGUCUUGCAGAUGAGUAUGGUGUUGGUAUUUCCUCUGAUAUUACCCCAAGUGAUGACUCUGACACUAAAGAUCCAUCCAUAAGCCCACCUUUGUCUGAAACCGCAGAGAUGGAGCCUAUCUGCGUUGUCUGUGAAAUUCCAGAGCCAAAACCUAUUCCAACUCCGAUAUCAGCUCCAGAAUUAACCUCUACACCCUCCCCUGUAUCACCAGUGUCACCUCCAACUUCGCCAGCCACUCCAGAUUCCAGUUUGGCCUCUAAUGCUACAUCUUCUUCCUCAUUCCAAGCUCAAACACCUCUUUCAGCAGACUCAACUCCACUGUCUACACCAACACCUCCAACUUCAUAUGCAACCCAGACACCUCCAGAGAUCUCACCGCCAUCACCGCCAUCACCGCCAUCACCGCCAUCACCUGCUACAGUUGCAGCAGUACCCUACAGUGGGGGAUCAGUCUCUCACCCUGCUCCAACCACAGUUAUAGUUACAAUACCAGAUGUGGUGUCUGAUCCUCCCAAAGCUCAAACCACUGCAGUGACUCCAGUUAAAGCUUCAGUUGAAGCUUCAACUCCAGCCCUAAGUGGGAUCUCUACUCCUGUGCCUGUUGUGGUUCAAAUGCCAGACUUGGUUUCAUCUCCAUCCCAGGUGCCUGUUGAGGUUCCAGCUGUCAUACAGGUCUCAUCGCAGAGCCCAACACCUGCUGUUGUCUCAGCUCAACCUGCAACUGUAGUUACAGCUACAUCUGUUGCAAUCUCCACUCCAGCCUCAGCCCAUGCUGUUUCUAUUUCUGUCACCCAGGCCUCAGGCCCUGAGCCAGUCAUAGUCCAGAUGCCUGACCUGGUUUCAACAACAUCUUCAAUGUCUGCACAACCACUACCAUUUUCGGCAAUCGUAACUACCCCAGCUCAAGCCCAAGCUAAAGUGGUGCCCUCAGUUCCUGUACAAGCAGCAGUCCCAUCAGUGAGCCCAGUAGUGAUGCCAGCCCAAACAGCACCGGUGCCUCCUCCAGCCUCAACUACCAUAAUCAAAAAGAAGGUACCACCCCCUCCUCCCCCUCGGUCCACCUCAGUGUCGUUACCUGAGCCUAAUGCAGAGUUGCCACCAAGGACUGUACAGCAUGUCACCCCUACUAUGACCCCCACCGUACCCAGGGGAACCACUGUGGCUGGUCAGCCGAUGCAGUCCAUAGUUGUGGAUAUACAGCCAAGAAUGGAAGACAUGCAACCAGAUAAUGUGGCUGUACCUCAAGUGGUGACCCCAACCAGACAAGGGCAUGUGGUCAUCAUAGUGCCAAGUUUGGAAAACAUGUCUCUGCAUGGACAAAUCCCACAAGAUGUAGCUAGCACACGGUCAAUAGCUUCCACUACUUCUUUGCCAGAAAGUGGCCCAAUAGCUUCAGAUAUACCCAGCACAGAUACAACUUCACUACCAGCUAAAGUGUCAGUUGUGCCAAUAGCUUCUGCUCCACCACUUCCACCUAAACCUAUGGCAGGGACAAAGGUUGUAGACACAGUAGAAAUACCUGUAGCAGAUACACCCCCACCGCCUCCUACAACUUCACCAAAGCCCACAGUUCAUCCAAAGCCACAGGUUCCCAUUGCAGCGACUACUACAGUAGCACAAGUUGCUGAUACAACAUCUGGCCCUAGUCAAACUGCCAAGCCUCCUCCACCCAUACCACCAAAGCCUGUAUCAAUACCAGCUGGACUGGUUUUCAGCCACAAGCCAGGAGAGAGUGUUAAACCUCCCCCCCCUCAUGUGACCCACAAAGCUGCAACACUACCCAGGACCAAAGAACCUCCAAAUGCUCUGUCACUUAGUCUGACACGACCUGUGGAAUCUAAGUUGAGCGCAACAUCUCCAAAGUCACCUGUGUCGCCUAAACAUGCCAAAUGUUUGCAAACCUAUGUGGUGAUAACCCUUCCAUCUGAGCCUGGCUCACCAACAGAGAGCAUCACAGUCCAAGCACCCGUAAGACGAGGUUCCAUCCCAGCUACAAAAGUGUCAGGGGUGCGAACCACACCCUUAGAGCAGAAAACACCUACUGAUGCAUUCUCAGCACAGGCUACAGUUAGAAGAGCCUCUGUCCCCACUGUAAGGCAUCCACCUCCAAUAGCCAUAGCUCCAACUGUGGCAGUAGAGCAAGUGACACCCCCUGAAGUAGUGGCUGCUAAAGUGCAAGUCAGGGAAGACUCUGUGCCUUCUGUAGUGCCACCACCACCACCACCACCUGUGGCUGAUGUUUCGACAGUGUCAUCAGAUCAAGAAACAUUUAUUCAGGUACAUAGUGUACCUCCUCCAAUUAAGAAACCAUAUGUGCAACAGCAACAACCAAUUACUCAGCCACUGCCAACACCUGAAACAGUGUCUGAGGUCAUCACAAUGCCCCCAGAGCCAGAGGUUCGUAUCCAACCACUAAUAGUGCAAGCCACAGCAAGAGCCCCAUCUAUUCCACCUACUCAACCUCCAAACACUGUCACAGAGGUCAUAACAGUUCCAUCAGAGGUUUCAGCAGAAGCACUAGUUCCUCAGGUCCCAAUACAAAUGAUACCUGUGCAGCUACAGCCUCUGACAGAUGUUGCUGUACCAGUGCAGCCAGAGGUACCCUUAGAUGCACUGGUUCCCCAAGAUAGACCAGCUGAAGUGCCCUCAAUUGCUUUUUAUCCACAAGUUGCAACUCAAGUAGAAAUUCUACAGAAAGAACAGGAUAUGCCUAUUCAUGUCAUGGUCACAGAGACAGCUAUGGUGAGAUCACCAAUACCAGGAGUGAGUCAGCAAAUUCCUGCUCAACAGCAACUUAUGGGAGUGGAAGCGGUGGCUCACUCUGCAGAACUCCCAUCAGUACCACAAACUGUUCAGCCCUUAGUGACAGAGCAGCAACCACCUCCGAUAGCUGAAGUGCUGACAUUUCUUACAAAGUCCGAAUUACCAACAGAGGUUAUUACAACUGACCCUGCUGUUAGAAUGCCAGGAGUGGCAACAGUAUCUCCAGUGCCUCAUUCUGUACCUCUCCUUGCUGAAGUUACCCAGACACCAGAAGUACCGAAGUUAAUGCCAACAGCAGUUGCUGAGAUAACUCCCACAGUUAGUAAAGGGACACCAUCACCCCUUGUCAUGGAAGUCCAACCAAUGGCAGUACAGCCAGAUAGUACUUAUAUUCCACAAGUCUAUGGAGCAAUGACAUCCUCAGUCAUGCUACAUUCAACACCACCACUGGAAGUAAUAUCAUUGCAGCCUGAACGUGAGACACCCACAGAGAUUACAGCGAGGGAUGUUGAUAUAAGAGCUUCAAUACCAUCAUCAGUGUUCCAGCCCGAGGCAGUGGCUGGGAUGCCAGUUGGAGUUAUUUCAACUGAGGAAACCACCAGCAGGAGGAGGACAUCCGUAACAUCAAUAGUACAGCCAACAUAUGCUGCAAUUGAGACAUUUACUUAUCCCACAGAAUAUGAAAUCCCCACACAGGUGGUUACAACUGAGGCUUUUGCUACCACCAGAAGGGAAUCAAUAACCAUGCAGCAAUCAUUACCAAUGGCACACGUAGUACACAUGCCAGCUGAAAAAGACGUUCCUAUUGAUGGUUAUACUGUUCAAGACCCCUACAGGAGAGGAUCUGUUCAUUCAACAGAACAAAGACCACAGGUAUUAACUUAUUCUUCAGAAUAUGAUCACCCUCUGGAGAUAAUAACCACUGAGGCAUACACCAGGAGAACCUCAAUACCUACUGCACAGGAUAUUCCACAGGGUGUAUCUGGGGCUCCAGUCACCAUUACUAAAAUUCAGCAAGAGUCUAUUGAGAGCCAAGAGAUUCGAGGACCAGAAAAGGUGGUCUCUAGUAUGAGUCACAUGUAUUCUUCUUCAAUUUCCACUUCUGGUCAGCCCCCUGAAAGCCUGCCUAGCCUGGUCACUCAGGUGGUUACCACUGAGGUCCAGAGGACCACUGUUUCUGUUGUUCAUGAAAGACUUCCACAAGUCCCUCAGCCAAGUGUAGCAAUCACUAUACAGCCAGAUGUGGCUAAAGUCCAACCUCUGCCGAAACAGAAUGGAAAAAUAAUCUACCCUGGUGAUGUUAUCGAUUUACGUACCAUGAAGGUUGGUGUAAAGAUGACCGAACAAGGCAUGGACCUGACACCACCUGAGUCAUGUCGUCAGUCUUUUUCAAGUGACUCCAGUGGGCGUCAAAUCACAGCAGUACAGCCUGAGAUAGUAAAUCUUAGUGCAGAGAUCACUCCUGCAACCACACUGUCUGUGGUCACUGACAGCAUCACAAUAGUAACAUGCACAGCCACCAUUGCCUCCUAUAAUGCCACACAAGCAGAAAAACCACUUGAUUUGCAGGGCCCUGUUACAUCAUUGCCUCUGGCUCUCACUACAUACAAACCCUUUGAACCGCUUGCUCAGAUUGUAUACAGACCUGUGAAUUCCCAGCCACCAGUCUGCGCUGUAGCAUCUACAGCUCAAGACAUACCCAUUAAUCUUUCCUUUGGAGCUCUGGUCGCUGCAGGAGGCAAACAUCCAAUGACUUCUCCAACAGCUAUCAGCAAUGGAGGCCCUGUCCUUUCUCUAGAGGCCACAGGUGCCAUGGAUCUCUCAAACUACAGACCAAUGAGAGCUAUGGUAGCUUUGUCUGACACAAGCCCUGGAGUGGUGACCACUGUUGUAGAGGAUGAUGGGACUCCAGUGGACCUUACAGCCGGCAGGAGGAGUGUGUGCUGUGAUGUCAUUUACAAGCUACCAUUUACAGGAAGCUGCAGAACACAGCCCCCAGUUACAACCCAGCCUGACAACCGUUUUGGCUAUAGAGAUGACCACUAUCAAUAUGAUAAUGCUGGACUGUAUGGUAUUAAAGGCAUGAACGGUAUCAAAGCUUCAAUGUCUGAGACCAACCUGACAGAGGCAGGAGUGUUCUCCUAUGAGCCCAAGAACGGCUAUGACUAUCUCAGUGGAUCUUCAGAUGGCGCUAUAGACCUCACUGCUGCCAAACUGUCUGCUGGUAAAGCUCUAGACUACACUAGCAAAGCUACUGGAGUCUACCCUGGGAUGACCACUGCACCAUACUCCCAGGUUCCUGCAGCUGGGUUUGGUGUAUCUGGUGUUCUAAGAACCUCAGAUGGAAUAGUUUACUCCUCUGUUGCUGCCCCGGUUCCAUCCACAUAUGCAAUAACAACUCAGCCAGGCUCCAUCUUUAGCACCACCUUAACACCUACAUCAACAGUGCAGAACCAGUCAAUGCCACAUCCGUAUGGCUUCAUUCCCAGUACAGACCCAGGACAGAUAAUUCCUUUUGACACAGGGAUACCUAAGGAGCUUCUGCCCACAGCUUUGGCUGACAUAAUUACAGGCUACCCGGACAUGUACUCCGACACCACUCUGGAAGCAAUUGCUGCCUCUCUGGAUGCCUUAGCCUCCUCCCCAAUAUUCCCCGGCCUAGACAACACCAAGAUGGCCCAGUAUCAGAUGGAGAGGGAGUUCCUAGAGCUAGAGAAGCUUAAGCAGCUAUGUCUCGCUGAGGAGCUGGAGUGGGAGAGGCAGGAGAUCCAGCGUUACCGUGAACAGGAGCAGCUCAUGGUCCAAAGGGAGCUUGAGGAACUUCAGGCUCUUAAACAGCAGCUUCUAUUGCAGCAAGAGGAAGAGCAUCACGCCCACAUGGUGGCCCAGCAGGAGACAUAUGCCCAGCAAAAAGAGCAGUUGCAGCAAAUUCAACAACUCCAAUUGCAACUCCAGCGCCAGCUUGACGAGCACUAUGGUAGCACUGGCACCACAGGGAACAUCCUAGAUGCUAAAUAUGCAGGAGUAGGGGACAGUGGUCAGUACUGGCCUGUCAAAGAUGAGUCUACAACUCCAACUAUUGGGACACAUUUAGAGGAAAGUCAGGACCAGCUUAAUUUAGUAAAGAGGCUUCAAGCUGAUCAGGACACAGGGAAGAAAAUAAUUGAUAGUGGGGUGCAGACAGAUGAUGAAGACUCAGCAGAGAAACAGCAAGUAGGAAGGAGAAAGAAGAGUAAGAGAAAUAGUGACAGCUCAGCACAAACUGAUGAUGAGGACCAAGAUGAAUGGGAUGCUCCCACAAAAGCUCGACGACGCUCUCGGAAACACAGCAGUGAUGGGAAACAUGGCUCCAAGGUCUCUAGCAUCGCUAUUCAGACAGUGGCAGAGAUAUCUGUUCAAACUGACCACUCUGGAACUAUAAAACGGCCGAAUGUCCAGAUGGAUACCAAGGUGGAAAUCAUCAAGCAUAUCUCAGCUCCAGAGAACUCUCAGAGGGGUGGCAGUCUCAGCUGUCAGACAGACUCAGACAGAAGGCACACACCCAUUGAGGUGGGUUACAGCACGCACCUAACAGCAGAUGCUCCCUCCAAGACUAAAGUCUUCUAUACCUCAGUCUCCCCCCUGUCCCCGGAAAAAUCAAUUGGAGGGCAACGAAUGCUAACUGCUGACCCAACCAGAUUUUCUUCUGGCCCUCGGAUAUUAAAGGCUGGUCAGAAGUCUCUGUCUGAUCCAAAAUCCCUUAGUCCUGCUGCCGAAGACAGGAUGGGUGGAUACUAUGCAGACAGCUAUUCUAGCCGAAGCUCCCCCUCUGGUACAGGUAAGAAGGUAAAGCGGACACUACCAGAUCCCCCUCCCGAGGACGACUCUCUGGCAGGACGGUCAGGCUACAGCACCAACUCUGCUCGUCGCCGUCUUGCCCGCAGUACAACAAUGGCUCGGGCAAAGAUCCUUCAGGACAUUGACAAGGAGCUUGAUCUGGUCGAGAGAGAAUCCUCUAAACUUCGCAAGAAACAAGCAGAGCUAGAUGAAGAGGAAAAGGAGAUUGACGCUAAGCUACGGUACCUGGAGAUGGGUAUCAACCGUCGUAAGGAGGCCUUGCUGAAGGAGAGAGAGAAGAGAGAGAGGGCCUAUCUCCAGGGGGUGGCGGAGGAAAGAGACUACAUGUCAGACAGCGAAGUUAGCAACAUCAGAGAGGCCAGGGGUGACGGCCUGGAGAGACCACGGACAGCUCCCCAGUCGGAGUUUGACCAGUUUAUCCCCCCUCAGACAGAAGCUGAUUCCCAGUAUAACACACUAACUAGUCCCUACUCUCACUAUGCCCAGUAUGUUCCCCAGACCCAAACCACCAGCCACUACACCCAACAGAACCUUUAUCAGCAGCCUUCCCUUUAUCACCAACAGGUGUCUCCUUACCCAACCUUGUCCCUCUCCCAUGCUCAGGCUCAGUCUAGCAGCUACCAACAUGCUCUGCUUUUGCAGCAAGGAAAGCAGAGGCAAACCACCCUGUCUGAUUUAGAGCCUAAGAUCACCACCAACUAUGAAGUAAUCCGCAACCAGCCUCUGCUGAUUGUGCCAACCUCUACAGAAAGUGGUUAUGGGGUUGCUCACCUGGGAGGCAAGUACGGCAGCUUGGACUUGAGACUAGGGCUAGAGGAAAGGAGCAUGGCCUCUAGUCCCAUGUCUAGCAUUUCUGCUGAUUCCUUUUAUGCCGAUAUUGACCACCACAAUGCCAGGAACUACGUGCUGAUAGAGGACAUUGGGGAGCUCACCAAGGCCUCAACAGGGCUGAGUAACACUGCCUUGAGUUCUGGAUUCAACAUGCCUGAUAAGGAGUUGUCCAAGGCAGACAGACUUCUCAGGGCCGCAGAAGUCAGGCGCACAGCAGAGGUGGCAGAAUUUCUAGGUUCAUCUCGACUUCAGGGUUAUGGUAAAGGAGAGGAUGACACUAUGGAGGAGCCAUAUGAGCUGAAGCUACUGAAGCAGCAGAUCAAGCAGGAGUUCAGGCGAGGAACUGAGGGACUAGAGCACUUAACGGGCUUGGGCCUGCCCCAGUAUCUCCCCAGUGAUGGCAGUUUUCGCCACUUUCCUAAAGGAGAGAAAUAUAGCAUCGGCAGACUCACCCUUGAAAAACAGGCUGCAAAGCAACUCCCAGCAGCUGUGCUUUACCAGAAACAGAUGAAGAACAAAAAGGCCCUAAUAGACCCAAAGGCCAUCACAAAAUUUUCCCCAAUACAGGAGAGUAGAGACCUGGAGCCUGACUUUGGGAGCUACAUGGGAUCCGGAGCCUCGUCUGUGACCAAUCUGGCUGCCACAGCUAGGUUGCUUCAGGAUGAGAUUACAUUUGGGCUAAGAAAGAACUUGUCUGAGCAGCAAAAAUAUUUGGGCUCCUCCCUGGGGGCCAACUUAGCUGGUUCUCUUAAUCUUGGGCAGUCCCUUGGACUCGGAUCUGCUAUCAGGGCUACUGCCCACGAUGAUGGCACCUACCCAAGUGGCACCCGUUCCCGCCCCUCAUCACGCCCCUCCUCCCGUCCUUCUUCUGUCUAUGGUUUGGAUUUAUCUAUCAAAAGGGACCUAUCCAGCUCCUCACUUAGACUUAAAACAGAAGGAGAGGUCCUGGAUGCAGCGUUUGCUCCUGGGGUGGCCAGAGCAAAGCCCACCAGUCUACCCAUCAGCCAAAGUCGGGGCCGCAUCCCCAUUGUGGCUCAGAACUCAGAGGAGGAAAGCCCUCUGAGCCCAGUGGGGCAGCCCAUGGGUAUGGCUAGAGCUUCAGCUGGACCUCUCCCUCCCAUCUCUGCUGACUCCAGGGACCAAUUUGGGUCCAGCCAUUCCCUGCCAGAGGUACAGCAACAUAUGAGGGAGGAAUCUCGGACGCGAGGCUAUGAUCGAGACAUCGCAUUCAUCAUGGAUGACUUGCAAGGCGCCAUGUCUGACAGCGAAGCCUAUCACUUGAGGAGAGAGGACACAGAUUGGUUUGAUAAGCCAAGAGAAGGGCAUCCACAGAGUGGAAACAUGUCAGCCAGGAAACAGAUGAAACUGGUUCCUUAUGCCUUCCCUCACACUCGCAUCAAGCUUAAGAGAGACCCAAAGGACACCAGUGUGUCAGGGAAUGGACUCGGGAUCCGUGUGGUAGGUGGGAAGGAGAUUCCGGGGAGCCGAGGAGAGAUUGGAGCGUACAUUGCCAAGGUCAUCCCUGGUGGUGUGGCAGAACAAACAGGGAAAGUUGUAGAAGGAAUGCAGGUGUUGGAGUGGAAUGGGAUCCCUUUGACAGGCAAGACUUAUGAAGAAGUGCAGUGCAUCAUGGGCCAGCCAUGUGCAGAGGCGGAGCUCUGUGUGAGACUCGACCUUAAUAUGCUGUCUGACCCUGAGCACCCACAAGCCCUGGAGCACCAUGUCCAGCUUAAGGCUGUAGGUGGGCAGCGUUCCCCUGGUGUUGAUCCUAAGCAGCUGGCUGCAGAACUGCAGAAGGUUUCCCAGCAGCUGGCUCCGGGUAUGGCUGGAACAGGACUUGGGCCUGGGGGUUUGGGGGUCCUCUCAGCACUGGAGCGCUCUGCUCUCCUCCACUCGGGACCUGGAUCGGCUGCCUCCAGUGGUGUGCCAAGCCCUGGCCAGCCUGCAUCCCCAGCCAUUAACAAGAAACAACGACACAAGCCAAUGGAGGUAAUGAGGACACCUCAUCCCAUCACUGGAGAAAUUCAGCUCCAGAUCAACUAUGACAGGAACCUGGGAAACCUGAUCGUCCACGUCCUGCAGGCUAGAAACCUGGCCCCGAGGGACAACGACAGCUACUCCGACCCUUUCGUCAAGGUCUACCUCUUACCUGGGAGAGGCCAAGUCAUGGUUGUCCAGAAUGCAAGUGCUGAUAACAAGAGAAGAACCAAGUAUGCCCAGAAGACCAUGAACCCAGAAUGGAACCAGACUGUCAUCUACAAGAACAUUCAUUUGGAGCAGUUAAAGAAAAAGACGCUGGAGGUGACAGUGUGGGACUAUGACAGAUCCUCCUCCAAUGACUUCCUUGGAGAAGUGCUGAUCGACUUGUCGAACACCGCCCAGCUCGACAACACUCCUCGCUGGCUGCCUCUGAAGGAGCAGAGUGAAAGCAUUGAGCACAGCAAGGCCCAUCAUGCUGCUCACGGCCCUCCAGGGUCAGGGCCAGGUCAGGGUCACGGUCAGGGACACAGCCUGGGACAUAUGUCAGGGCCUGGGAUGGGGCCUGGGCAUGGAAUGGGACAGGGUCACGGACUAGACGGGAGUCAUGAUUCACCUAAAAACUCUGUAAUCAAGAGCAGAAGCCAUGGGAUCUUCCCCGAUCCAGCCAAAGACAUGCAGAUGCUGCCUUUGGAAAAGUCACACAGCAGCCCAGGCAGCUCAAAGUCUUCCUCUGAUGGCCAACUGCGCUCCCAUGGCCCCUCUCGAAGCCAAAGCAAGAGCAGCGUCACUCAGGCCCACCUUGAGGAUGCUGGGAUAGCCAUUGCUGCUGCCGAGGCUGCCGUGCAACAGUCCCGCCUGCAACCAAGACCAGGACACAGACUGGCUGAUGUGUCAGGGUCAGUGGUGCUGUCUGCCCCGAGUCUUGUGGGAGACGCCUAUGGAGGUCUGGAUGGGGAAGAGGGGGCGGACACUGGAGUGGACAGUGCCAUUUUUCAAGUGCCACGCAUUGGUAAGACUAUUCCUAAUGGCACCGACAAAAAUCAACUAGGCACCCCAGAAAAUGAAGGUGGCAAAACACAAGUAAUGGGGGAGAUCAAGGUCGCUCUCAAGAAGGAGGUGAAGACAGAAGGGGACCAGCUGGUCUUGGAGGUCCUUCAAUGCAGAAACAUCACUUACAAGUUCAAAAGCCCCGACCACCUACCAGACCUGUAUGUGAAGUUGUAUGUGGUAAAUGUAGCCACUCAGAAGAGGAUCAUCAAGAAGAAGACCAGAGUUUGUCGACAUGACAGAGAGCCCUCUUUCAACGAGACCUUCAGGUUUCCCCUCAACCCAACUGGACACUCCAUACAGCUUUUCUUGGUCUCCAAUGGAGGCAAGUUCAUGAAGAAGACCCUGAUAGGUGAAGCCUACAUCUGGCUGGACAAGGUGGACAUGAGGAAGAGAGUGGUCAGCUGGCACAAGCUGUUUGUCAGCUCCACUCAGACCAACCCCUGAGCGUCUCGUCAAAAAGAAGGAGCUGUGUUGGAUCGACAAAAGGUGAAUCCAGAAUGUAGUAGUUCUGAGACCUGAUUUGACAAAAAGGCAAAAAAGAGAGAAAAAAAAUAUCAAGUUGAACUAAAAAGAUCCAUUUAAUUCACUUCCUCAGUUUCUAAGUUAUAAGACGGAGGGAAUUAUGUGCUAAUACCAUAACAACUUAAUCAGUCCAACACUGCCAGCACACAUGUCCACCUCUUCCCAUAAUGAGUCUGUGCUGGCUGUGGACUUUGCUUGUAGAAACAUGCAAAUACCACAGCAGGCACCACAACACACUCUGCAGCAAUAUGGCUUUGAGAGCAGCGAUGUCUUUCUUUCCAUAGUACCAAUUCCAUCAUCCACAUGAGACUUUCUUGUUUUGGUGCUGCGCAACUGAGCUAACAUAUCGAUCAGAGAGGGGAAAGAUGAAAAAAAUAACCAACCAAAUUGUGUUUUCUUCAUAUGAGAGUCAUUGUUGUAAUGCCCAAAUGAUGGUUGUGAUGUGUUUGGACAUCAGUGGUCUUGAAAUGUUUAACGAUGAAGGAAUGCUUAAUGUUUUUUGUAUGAUAGUCUUUCAUGUAAAAAGAAAAAACAAAAGAGUCAGGCAGUUGACUUUUGCUAUGGGAUGAAGAUAAAAAUGUACAGCACUACAGAUUGUAGAUAUCACAAAUGCAGAUUACAGAGCAUAUCAGAGAACCACAUUGUACAGCGUGACGUUUAUAUAAUAUACAAAGAUAUCAGAUGCAGAAUAUAUCUAAAUACAAUAUACAGUAAAAGAGCUGUUCUCUUGUCAUUAGAUUAUAUAUAAUAAACUAUAGACAUCUGUUAGAUUGAGACUGUGGGUGAUGCACUGACAAUCCAGUAGGCUACUUUAGUCUAUGGUGUAGGCAGUCUUAACAGCUGUUAUGUGAAUGUGGACCUAUGUGAGCUCAAGGAUGUUCACGAAAAAUAGCUCCUUUGGUCCUCCGAUCACACUGAUGCACCAUUCAACAGGGCUGGGAUUCAAAUCUUAAAGGUCAAGGUCAACAUGCAGUGACGUGUUGCUGUUUCACUGGUGCGUUUUGUGGCCGAAAGGUUAGAAUCACAAUAAAAUGAACAGCAUUUCAAGGUGGUGUUGAAAGCGACAAGCCAACUGUAGAAGAUGACAAGAGUUUAUCACAUCUGUGUCAUCCGUACGGCAUUUAUUUUAAGGCUCAUAGCGUGCUAAUAUUUCUUUCUGAGUAGCCCAUCACGUGAUUACACUGUUGAAAUGGACGUGUCAAAAUUAGAUCUGCAUCUGUCAUCACCUCAGUGUGACAGCUCUGCUUUCUGUGUAUUAGUAAAAAGCCCCCCUUUGGUCUGAGUUUUGCCUGAAAAUAAUUUCAAAAUGACGAAAAAAAAAUGUUCUUACCUAUCAAAUGUCAAGGUUCCUCUGUGUGUCCAGCUGUGCUGUAAAACUCACUAUGCUGUUUUGUGUCAGUGACUCCCGUUGAAACACAGUGAACCAGCCUCUUUCACUGCCUGUGACCAAAACACUCACUCAGGCCCACUGGGGUUUAAGUCCGAAGGGGCCAAGUCUCAGUACUGAUGUGGAGAAGGUGACCCAUGUCUUCAUCUUGUAAUGUUUUGCCACCAUAUCUACAUAAUGAAAAAAAAACAAACACAAAAACAAAUGAAGUGACCCUCGGAAUUACUGUCAGUGUAUUUAGGCAUAUCACAGGGAUGAUGCAAUUUUUUUAAAAAGGAAACAACAGACACACUUAGAACAAGAUGUCACUUAAAUCUUAUUGCAAAAGAUAAUAAAAAGAGAAUAUAAUAAGGAAGGGAACGUGGUUGAUUUUUCAGAUUAUUUUGCUGUGCCAACCUUGAUUUUUUUUUUAAAUUCCA
Plectropomus leopardus (leopard coralgrouper) is the source of this 25320-nucleotide messenger RNA. It is a transcript of the gene pclob, whose product is annotated as piccolo presynaptic cytomatrix protein b. Gene Ontology annotation, biological process: protein localization to synapse; presynaptic active zone assembly. The record is from RefSeq and is a predicted model, not a curated record. Gene Ontology annotation, molecular function: protein binding; structural constituent of presynaptic active zone; metal ion binding. Gene Ontology annotation, cellular component: glutamatergic synapse; cytoskeleton of presynaptic active zone; axon. Lineage: Eukaryota; Metazoa; Chordata; Actinopteri; Perciformes; Serranidae.